AUGUCUCAAUCGGGCAAAACUCUAGACUCGAUAGCAGCCCUUCUAAAUAAAAAUGUUGAAACACUUAAUGCUUUCAUUAACUGUCACAAUACAUUUAAUUCUAAUAUGGCAUCUAAACUUAAUACCAUUGAAAAUAUUGUCAAAACAGUGAGUGAUCAAGGUGAUAGAAUAGCACAAUUAGAGGCCAGCAACGUGUUACUAACUAGGGAAAUUGAUUCUUCACGAGAUUCAUUAGCCAAUACACCUGUCAACUCCUCUGCCCAGAUCACCAUUGCUGGUAUACCAUUUACAGUUACUGAUAAUCCGUUAGAAGUUGUUACUAAGGUUCUGACUGUACUCGGUGUCCCUGAAGCUUCUGACAUACUCGACAUUCGCUUAAUCACCCGCAGAUCUCCGUCGAGCCAAAAUCCUGAGCAGGAUAACACUAGAGAGGCAUCAAAAUCAUUUAUCGUUUUCUUUAAAUCCUCUAAGACUAGCAGCCAUAUUAUAAGGAAGAAGCGUUCGCACGGCACAUUAGCGGUUAGAGAUGUUUUUGCGUGUGAUAAACUCGGUAAUAUUUUUGUCAACGAGUUUCUUCACCCUAACACGUAUAAUUUGUUGCGCAAAACUAAGAAGAUCGCGUCUGACAAAAAUUGCAAAUAUGUAUGGUCUAGGGAGGGGCAAAUCUAUGCACGUAAGCAAGACGGAUCUCAGCUUAUUCGUAUUACCUCGGAGGCUGAUCUUGACAAGUUAGGUUGA
Messenger RNA from Neodiprion virginianus, 738 nucleotides. RefSeq lists its product as uncharacterized. Bases 1 to 738 code for a protein of 245 amino acids. Lineage: Eukaryota; Metazoa; Arthropoda; Insecta; Hymenoptera; Diprionidae. The record is from RefSeq and is a predicted model, not a curated record. The transcript has a single exon.